Passer domesticus (house sparrow) is the source of this 2365-nucleotide messenger RNA. RefSeq names its product phosphotriesterase related (gene PTER). The transcript has 5 exons. NCBI's taxonomy places the organism in Eukaryota, Metazoa, Chordata, Aves, Passeriformes, Passeridae. The record is from RefSeq and is a predicted model, not a curated record. The coding region runs from base 687 to 1736 and encodes 349 amino acids. Gene Ontology annotation, molecular function: zinc ion binding; hydrolase activity, acting on ester bonds. Gene Ontology annotation, biological process: catabolic process.
GCAUAAUGUGACUUCAGUUCUGAUUUUUGGCCUAAAAACACUAUGUGUGCAUGUAAAAUAUAAUUAAUGUAAUGUUUGACCCUGGAGGAGAAUUUUUAUCUGACCUUUUAUCAGGAGUAAUUUUGGAAGCUGCCCAAAAUGUAAAAUCCCCUGAAGUUCUUCUAAAGAGAUGUUAAUGAAAAAACACUUAGGGGUAUGCUGGUCUCAGAUCUCUCUGAGGAAGAGAAACUUCAAUGUGACUUUGCUCAGAGAAGCCUAGAUUUUGAGACUGUUAUCUGCACAGAAAUAAGGUAAAAUGGAAGUCUGGCUAUUCUGGUCACAACAGCUAAACUUUAACCAAAUUGGAAAAAAAUUGUACAAAGUUCUAUAUAUGAGGUGACUUGGACUCUGCUUCUUGGGGCAAAUCACAUGUGCUUGCUUUGAUCCCCAAGGUUCAUCCAUCCUGUGAGAUGGGUACGAGACACUGCCCAUGUCCUGGUGUGGCAGUUCAGCUGUAAGGAAGCAAUCUGAUUUAGAUAUGCCUGGCUUAAAGCCUGCCUAGAGCCAGAACACGACCCUCAAACCAUGCAAAGCUGGAAGGUCUGUCUGCCACGAGCUGAGCCACAGAGGGAAGAGGCUGUAAGAAUUUUCUCUUUCCUUUCAGGCUCCUUUAGGACCUGAUUUUUUUUUUCAUUUGUUAAAGAAAAAUGCCUUCCUUGAGUGGAAAAGUGCAGACUGUCUUGGGCCCUGUGGAGCCUGACUGUCUUGGCAAAACGUUGACUCAUGAACACUUGACUAUGAACUACAGCAGCUGCUUUUGUCCACCUUCUCCAGGCCAAGAGCCUUUGUCUAAUGGGCCCAUUGAGAUGAAGAACUUGUUUUGGAUUAAGCAAAAUCCCUACAGCCACAAAGAAAACCUUCUUUUGUAUCAGGAGACAGAUGCUGUGAGGGAGGAGCUGCUGCAUUUUAAAGCAGCAGGUGGUGGGACGAUUGUGGAAAACACAACUACAGGAAUUGGCCGGGAUAUGAAUACUUUGAAGAAACUUGCUGAAGAAACUGGAGUUCAUAUUGUUGCUGGUGCUGGGUUUUAUGUGGAUUCCACUCAUUCUCCUCAAACACAGGCCAUGACAGUGGAGCAGCUGACAGAGAUUAUUGUUGAUGAGGUACUCAAAGGAGCAGAUGGGACUAAUAUCAAGUGUGGUGUGGUGGGAGAAAUAGGUUGCUCCUGGCCUUUGACUCCCAGUGAACACAGAGUGCUUCAGGCAACAGCAGAGGCUCAGUGCCAGCUUGGGUGCCCGGUUAUCAUCCAUCCUGGCAGGAACAGCGACUCCCCUUUCCAGAUCCUCCGCAUUCUGCAGGAAGCUGGGGCUGAUGCUUCCAAGACAGUCAUGUCUCACCUCGACAGGACCAUUUUUGAUAAAAAGAAACUUCUGGAAUUUGCUAAGUUUGGAUGUUACUUAGAGUAUGACCUGUUUGGUACAGAGUUCCUUCAUUACCAGUUCCAUCCAGAUAUCGACAUGCCGAACGACAAUGAAAGAAUUGCAAGGAUCCGUAUGCUGAUUGAUGAAGGCUAUGAAGACAGAAUUCUGAUGGCUCAUGAUGUGCACACCAAGAACAGGUUGAUGAAAUAUGGAGGUCAUGGAUAUUCACAUAUUUUACAAAAUAUAGUUCCUAAAAUGCUAAUUAGAGGCAUAUCCCAAGAUAAAAUUGAUAAAAUACUCCUAGCAAAUCCAAAGCGGUGGUUGACUUUUAAGUAGGAGCAAUGAAUAAAUAUGCCUGAUUUAUAAGGAAGCUUGAUAAAAUUCAGAUUUCAGUAGAGCAGUCAUUUAAAAAAAAUUUUGAAAAGCUAAAAAUUAAGUAGAUGCAAACAAACUAAUUGUAAUAUUUCUUUUUAAUUAGAACAUCAAAAUUAUGUACUGUCUUUACAUUUUCUCCCAUCUGAAAGUUUGCUCAUUAAUGAUUUACUGAAUAUGAGCCUACCGACAGAAUCUUUUCAACUGAAAUUUUAAAAUAAUUGUUUCAAAAGCAUAAUCUGUUACUGAAUGUUACCUCAAAACUACUUCUGAAGAUGUGUCACCUGGAAGGAAAUUUCCUUGAAAGAAAAUUUGUGGUUUUCAGUUAAAUUUCCUGUCUUCAGGGGCUGAUUUUAAUCUUUGUAAUACUGUCAAUCUUCUCAUUAUACUCAUAUUCUUUGAGUAAUACUUGAUUGAAAGGUCUGAAAGUUUUAAUUAGCUUCCAUUGACAAGAGAAGGCAAGAGGAAUCUCAAAUCAAAAAAUAUAAAGUUUCUUUCUAGUUUAACAAUUUACUUAAUUGUAACUGAAAAUGUAAAAAAAUACAUGGAAAAAUAUAUUUUUGAAUAAAGCAUUUUGAUCACCUCUUAAAGUA